GACAGAAGAUGUUUGUAGGGAAAAGGGGUGGAGAGCAGGGAGGAACGCGGGCCAGUGGAGUCGGUUUGGUUAUAAAGAGCUAGGGAGGAAAGCGAGGCAGCAUUUCGGCCCGCAGCUGGGUCUUCGGCGGACUCUGCGAUGGCAGACGGGAAAGCUGAGUCACUGCAUUCCUCCGUCGGGCUCUUGGGCAUUUCCGCAGGAUCACUCUUACUGGCAGUGCAUUUCUACAGUUUACCCAGAGCAGCCCCUCUGAUCCCCAGCACAGCUCUAGGAGUCCUGCUGUUGAUUUUAUCAUCUCUUUUGGCAUAUUCAGGAAUUCGGAGAAGCCUAAGAAAUGCCUUCCUCUUCUUGUCUCUCUGCCUGACCAUCUCAGUGUUCUGGUGUGGCUACGGAGUGGUCUUCAUCCUGGGAGGACAAGGAGUUUUGAACGACACUGGUGAUUUCCGCGAUGCCUUGGUGCCUGGCCUGGUCACGUUUACUUUGGCACUACUCACGAUUGCAGUGGUGGGCUUCCUUUGCAGAGAGGUCAUCCUAGCUAUGAUUGCUUCUGCUGUCUCACUUGCCAGUGCUCAUGAAGUUGCCAUGCAUUAUAGCACAGCUUUUGGUUCCUCUGCUGUGGCUUGCAAUUAUAUGAUUGUCUGUUUGGUUGGUGGUUAUUUUGCUCUGGGAAGGAUUCUCUGUGUCCUAACCAAAGAGAAAAUUGCCCUCCCUGGCACAGAUCUGGCCAAGAAAAAGACCCAUGAGCAGAUCCAGUCCGCCAGUGGCAGCAUGAAUCGUUUUGCAGUCAGUGGUCUGAUUCUGAACAUGCUGUCUGCCAGCGUCUUUGGCUGUAGGCUCCUGGGUGUCACUGGCAAGCUGUUUAUCGGCCAAGUGCCCUGGCUGUGGGCAGCUGGGAUCUACCAGACUGGCAUCUGCAUUUUAUCAUACCGUGCGAUGGAUGUACUGAUGGCGACAUUCUUUGGUUUCACUUCCAUCCUGAAAUUUGCUGGAGGCUAUUGCCUUCUGUACCCAGCCUGGCAACCGGAGGAGCCAUCUUUCCCUACUCCAUUCCUGGUGGUUUUCUCAAUUCUUUUUGCUGUCUUGGCUCUUUUUCUCACUCUUAAGAGCCCGGUGGAUGGCCUGUAUUUGCUGUUUUAUGUGGCCUACUGCAUUGCUUUAGCUUGCCGUCCCAAGGGGUUUUUUGAAGGUGGACCCCAAGGCGUGGACGUGGCCAUCUUUGUGGCCUCAGCCUUGAUAACUCUAAUUCACCUGUACAAUGUGAAAGCAGGUACCAAGAUCCCAACAGGGAAGGGUGCUGUGAAGGCCCUCCUUGCUCGCAGCAGCUUUCUGAAGCUUCGUGAAGGGGCAGACCUUCACACUCCUUACCUAGGGUACUCCAAGUAUGCAGAUGCAGAAGUACUUGGCUAUGCAUGCAGCGUCCUUGCUUCUUUUGCUAUAACAGUGCCAGGGGACCCAGAGGCUCCACUUGCUACUGUUGUAAUCCCGUGGGUAGUGGUAGCUGGGGGGAUCCUUAAGCUUCUAGGAGGCUCAGUGGCCUUUGCCCGGGGUAAAACUCUGGAGAGCAGUGCCUUCAUUCUCUAUGCUGUCAUGUGGAUCAUCUGGGGCUUGACGAGAUACGGUGGCCUCUAUGGCACUACCAGGAGCUUCCACGCAGCGGUAGGCAUCAUUGCUUUCAUGCUCUUCAAUGGCUUCAUUGUCUUCUGCACGCUCUUCCUAAACACCGCCUGGUUCUUUUACUCCCUCACUUUCAUGCUCGUCGCUGUCAGCUUCUUGCUGGAUGCCAUCCAUGCUCUUCCAGCUGGCUAUGACAUUGCUGCCACCCUCAGCUUUGGUCUGGUCAGCUUUUACUGCUUCCUGUCUGCCCUUUUCAACAGCAUCUUUGAGGGUUCCUGCUUACCCAUGGGUAGGCCCAUUGUGCAGCUCAGUGGUGUGGGGGGAGGAAUGACCAAGUGCCUUCACCUGCCUGCCAGGAAAGCUUCCUCAGUCAAGAGAAUUGCAGAUAUCCUGAAGAACGGAGGGACUUGCGGCAUCCCCACAGAUACUGUGUAUGUGCUCGUGGCAGCUUGUAAUCGGCCUGAUGCUGUGGAGAAAGCUCACCACUCCAAGCGCCAGGCUCAGGAUCGCCCCAUGUCACUCUGGAUUUCUAGCCUAAAGCAGCUGGAACCUGCAAAGCAUUUGUUCACUCCCCUCCUCUGGGACUUCAUGGAGGCUGCUUGGCCAUCUCCUAUUAGCUUGGUGGUUCCCAGAGGUGAAUGGGUGGACUUCCUGGGAAUGCAGGACUCUGCGAAGUACGUCGGUACCCCUCAGAGCGUUGCCAUCCGCAUCCCCGACUGCUCCGUCACCACACACCUCAUCGACCUGGUUGGCCCCAUUGCGGUCACGUCAGCUAACCCAACGGGAGAGGCAGACACAACACACCACAACCAGGUGUACGCCAAGCUGGGAGAUAAGGUGGAUGCAGUUCUUUGUGAUGGGCCUUCUCCAGAGAACAUUGCCUCCACCGUUGUGGACUGCACCAAAAUCGACGGUGGAAACAUAGGAUUCUUCAGAGUCGGUAUCAUCCCCAAGUCUCAGGUGCUGCAGAUACUGGAGGAGGUGCAGAAGAAGCACGCCCUGGUUCCUAGCAGCGGCACUUGCACCACAAAAGGCCGGGAAGAAGAUCUGAAUCGCAGCCCUGCUCUGGGCAACGGGGUGGGCAUGGCCCCCGGUGAUGUCUGCAAGAGCCACACUCGCUUCUGAGUCCUGUGCAGGUCAAGCAGCUACGUGCUCACUAGGAAGUUUAUCUUUUUUUUUUUUUUUUUCUUUUUUUUUUUUUUUUUUUUCUGGAAAAUGACAUAUAGGUCAAACUGGGGAAUGGGAGAGGUCUCCCAGCUGUGGGGGGUGACUUAUUCAUCUUUUUAUGAAUACUGCUAAAAUACCCCAGUGCAGAGCUGCCUUACAAACCAUAGUGGCCCAGAAGUAAACUUUUCACCUGGGGAGCCUGCCAGCUUUCACUGAAGAUCAGACACGACCAAAGAAAGUGUCAUGGCAGUGACAGACUGGCCUCCGAGUAACAGAGCUUCGUUCCUUUCACUGGGAGUUAACAUCUUCCAUUUGGGGCACAGAGUGAUGUGAAGCGUUUCAUAAUUACACGUCGCGGGGAAAAACCACCGCGCGAAACUUGAGGUGGGAGAAGGGAAGAUACAUUCAGGUCCUGUGCUGGUGAAUACAGGGAGCUUGCUAAAAUAGGUGAGGCAGAGUGUGGCCAGGGGAGCUGGGGCUGUCUGCUGACGUGUCCUCUCAAAGUGGAGCUCACAGAACCCAAUGCUAAAAAGAAACGCCCUGAUCAGAGAUGCCAUUUUCUGUAUUUCACAGCCAGUGUGAGGGUGGGAUUACCGUCUGGAUGACUCCAACAACAUCUCCUUAGAAGGGCUGGAGCGUUAUGGAAGACCCUCCCUUCCUGUGUUAUCUUAUGCAGAGUAUGAAUUUCAGGAGAGCCAUCUGCACUGCAUUUGAGGACACUCUAGAAGCUGCUCUCCUACCUUAGAGCCUAACUGUACACGCCUCAUGGUACAUCUCCUCCAGAGUGCAGAUUUAGUGCAAUGGUAGCUGCUGACCGGGAGGAGGUGAAAAGAAGCUUCAAACCAACACAAAGGAGUUUUCCUUGGCCCAGACUGCAUGGCUGUGCAGUUAGUGGCUUGUUUAGCCUCUGAAAACUGUUGAUCUUAUUCUUACCUGACUCAGGUGCAAGGUGCUGAUCAAACUCCAGCUGAAACCAAUGAAUUGCUUCAUUGAUUUCACCUGAAGUCAUGCUGGAACUUAAGCAUAAAUGCUGUGCAGUCAGAGGAGCUCAACCUCUAUGAGCUACAACAAAACCAGGUCUUCUCAGCUUGUUCUUACAGAACUGGCUCUCUUCCUGCAGAGAAAGAAAACGCCAGGUAUUUGGGUUUGUUAAAUAAUUUUGCUGGUCUACUUCCUGUUAUCUCUUUGGAGUUUAUUAAAACUGAUUUUUAGAAAGCAAUAAAAUAUUUUCAAUAAACAGUCAUAUCUCA
This is a messenger RNA of Tyto alba (common barn owl), 4031 nucleotides long. RefSeq lists its product as uncharacterized. Gene Ontology annotation, biological process: regulation of translational fidelity. The record is from RefSeq and is a predicted model, not a curated record. The transcript has 9 exons. Gene Ontology annotation, cellular component: cytoplasm. NCBI's taxonomy places the organism in Eukaryota, Metazoa, Chordata, Aves, Strigiformes, Tytonidae. Gene Ontology annotation, molecular function: double-stranded RNA binding; tRNA binding; nucleotidyltransferase activity. The coding region runs from base 139 to 2739 and encodes 866 amino acids.